Perognathus longimembris pacificus (Pacific pocket mouse) is the source of this 1694-nucleotide messenger RNA. RefSeq names its product immunity-related GTPase family M protein 1-like. Bases 177 to 1418 code for a protein of 413 amino acids. Gene Ontology annotation, molecular function: GTPase activity; GTP binding. Lineage: Eukaryota; Metazoa; Chordata; Mammalia; Rodentia; Heteromyidae. Gene Ontology annotation, biological process: defense response; cellular response to interferon-beta. Gene Ontology annotation, cellular component: endoplasmic reticulum membrane. The record is from RefSeq and is a predicted model, not a curated record. The transcript is spliced from 2 exons.
GAGCCAGCACAGACAAAGUCACAGACACACCAUCUGGCUGUGUGGCUAAAGUAGGAGAGAGGAGGAGGAGGAGGAGGCCCAAGACCCACUCGACUUCCUUGAGGGGACUCCGACUCAAUUCAAGUCUUCAUCUCCAGUGCCCAGAGGUGUGCAGAGAGCUUGCCACGGGUCUUGUCAUGAAACCACCACACAACUCCUGGGAGGUUGCUCCACUGCUCCCCAACAGGAUGGAGACCCCCACGCCAUAUUGCACACCUUCACCCUCCGUCUCUGUCAGGUUGGGCGACGCACAGCAGAGCGUUCUACCGGAGGAGGUGAGCCACAAGACGGAGCAGGCCUUGCGGGAUGGGAAGCUGCUGCCCGUCAUCUCCCUGGCCAGGGAGGCCGCGAAGCCGGUGUCCGCGAAGCCCCUGAUCAUCGCGGUGACUGGGGACUCGGGCAACGGCAUGUCGUCCUUCAUCAACGCCCUGCGAGGCGUCGGACACGAAGAGCAGGCCUCGGCCCCCACCGGGGUGGUGAGGACCACCCAGACACCGGCUGGCUACUCUACCCCCCGCUUUCCCGAUGUGGAGCUGUGGGACCUCCCCGGCCUGGGGGUCACCUCGCAAAGCAUGGAGAGCUAUGUGGAGGAGAUGCGCUUCAGCCAGUAUGACUUCUUCAUCAUCAUCGCGUCUGAGCAGUUCAGCACCAACCACUCGAAGCUGGCCCAAACCAUCCAGCGGAUGGGAAAGAAGUUCUACGUCGUGUGGACCAAGCUGGACAGAGACCUCAGUACGAGUGUGCUCCCAGAAGCCCGGCUCCUGCAAACGAUCCGAGAAAACAUCCAGGAAAACCUCCAGAAGGAAGGGGUGCAGGAAGCCCCCAUAUUCCUGGUUUGUAACUUUGCCCCCUCGUCCCAUGACUUUCCGAAGCUUAGGGACACGCUGAAGAAAGAGCUGCCCGCCCUCAGGCUCUCGGGUCCCCUGGAGGCCCUCGUCCAGUUGUGUGAGAAGGUCAUCGGUGAGGAAGAGGCCGUUCUGCAAGAGAGAACCAAGCACGAGCACUUUGAAGAUGCCCUGGGCAUCAGGAACGCCGACGACCUGGAGGAGGUUCUAGAAGCCUACCGCUUGAGAUUUGGGGUGGAUAACGAAUCGCUCCAUCACGUGGCGCAGUGUUUGAAGAAGUCCAUAUUCGAGUACCAGGGCGUCAUGAAGUACCCAGAUCUGCACACCGCCUGCAGCAGGAACUGGAAGCUGAAAUCCAUGACCUGUCUACUCAUGAGGGGACUCCUGGGGCUUUCCUGGUACGUUCCAGGCAUGGGUGCCCCUGUCGUGGCCUUCUUCAGACGCCUGCAAUACAGAUGCAUUCUCAGGCUAGUCGUGCAGGACACCAAGACCAUUGUGAGAAAAAUACUGAACGACUCCAUCUUCCCUGCUUGAAGUUGGCCUGGUACAUCGGUUCUCACAGGGAAGAUGGCUUGCCUCAACUUCCUCUUCUUGAAUGGGUGUCUAUUCCUCCUCCCUGGAAAUCAAAAGAUGUAACACUAUUUUUUAAAGUUAAAAAAAGAAAAAAGAAGAACCGGUGGUAGGGAGCGAGGAAUAGAAAUCCAGGGCUUCUAAGAAAACCCCUUCUGUCCAAUUGGUGGAUAAACUCAACAUCCAGUGUUGCGAUUACUACAUAAUGGCAGUAGAUGGCACCAAUACAUCUGGCUGAUG